Gasterosteus aculeatus aculeatus (three-spined stickleback) is the source of this 2305-nucleotide messenger RNA. RefSeq names its product glycosyltransferase 1 domain containing 1 (gene glt1d1). Gene Ontology annotation, molecular function: glycosyltransferase activity. The record is from RefSeq and is a predicted model, not a curated record. NCBI's taxonomy places the organism in Eukaryota, Metazoa, Chordata, Actinopteri, Perciformes, Gasterosteidae.
UUUUUUCUUCAAUUGACACACAUGACAGCAGACAGCAGUGUGCUCCGGCUGGUAUUCUCUCUUCUUUUUUUUUACUCAGUUUAAAAAAGAUGGUCUCGAAACAAGACACCGGAAUGGGCCUACCGUCACUGUACAAUAUGUGGUACCACCGUGUGUUUCCAGGGGGACAGAAUAGCAGACGGACGUGUAAACAUUGCAAGCGUGCGGGACACUGCCAAGCAGUGAGGUAACCCUGCUCAACGUGUAACUUCUAACCAUGGGUCCAGGAAAUGUACCAGGAGUUCAGUUUAGCGAACCCACUGAAACAACACUUGAGACACUCUGCUUGCUGCGGUUUUCCACCUGGUUUUAACGGUGCAUGUGCUUACUUAAACCUCGUUGUCUCCUCGGACCGGCGUUUAGUGAAGAUAUGAAAUUACUCUUCCUUGCUUGUCUCAGCCCCAAAACUGGGAACCACACAACAGCUGAGAGAAUAAGGUCCCACAUUGAAUCAGCAGGACACACCUGUGAGCUCAGAGAUGCAGCUGCGUUUCAAUCUUCUGCUGAGGUGGCCAAUCUAAUAUCUGGGCAUCCUCCUUUUGAAGGUGCCCUGGCCAUCCAUCUGUUCAGAGCAGGCAGUCUUCUCUUAGACAUCCAAGUACCCUUUGGUGUUAUCUUUGGCGGAACAGACAUAAAUGAAGAUGUGAAAGUUGAGCAGAAACGUGUGGUUAUGGAGCGGGUGCUACUGAAAGCCAGGUUUGCAGUUGCAUUUACAGACAAACUGAAAGAAGAGGCAAAGUUAUUUUUGCUGUCCCAGAGCUGUAAAAUCUAUGUCCAACCUCAAGGCAUCCAGACGGAAGUCAGUGAGAAAUUCUGCUGGACUGAAUUCUUGAGGAGCUCAGGUUUAGGCGUCGAGCUCAUGGACGAGCUGCGCGUCUUCCUGUUGGUCUGUGGCCUCAGGAGAGUCAAGGACCCCCUCUAUCUGGUGGACGUUUUUUCAGAGUGGCAUCGUGAGAACCCGCUUAAUGUGUUGGUUGUGAUUGGGCCACGCAUUGACCCUGUGUUUAGUGUUGAAGUUGAAGCUGUUGUUAAAAAAACAGCGGGGGUCUUCUUGGCCGGGGCACGGAGCCAACGGGAGCUUCAUGCCGCCAUGAAGAGGUGCUUCGCCGUGGUCAACAGCUCUGUCUCAGAGGGCAUGUCAGCGGCCAUUUUGGAGGCCAUGGAUCUCGGGGUGCCUGUGUUGGCCAGAGACAUCCCAGGAAAUGCAGCCGUGGUGCGCCAUGAGUCCACUGGCCUGCUCUACUCGUCUCCUCAGGAAUUUCUACAUCAAUCUCAGAGGCUGUUGUCAGAUCGCGAGCUGAGCGAGAGGCUGGUGAGGAAUGGAAAACUCUACGUCGAGGAGCAUCACAGCCUGGGACAAGAGCGGGAAACCUACCAGCGGCUGGUGGACACUCUUCUCUUAGCGUACGGUCACAGCGUUUAACACACACUCAGACUUUCACUGGAACUGCUGCGCCAGAGAGCAGGCCGCUACACCCGUUUAUUUAUUUUACUUUUUAAGAAAUCAGGCUGCAAAGACUUUGUACAAAAUAUUUGUAUUUGAUUUCAAUAAUGCUGCAGAGCUCUUUAAACCAAAGACCCAGGGUGGAUAUGUUUCUCUGGUAAUAUAUUUGAUGUAUUUGAAAGUACGGUUAUUUAUGGUUUGAAUAUAAAAUGACAUUAGUUCUCUGGUUGUUUUUCACAUUUAAAAUGGACAAAACAUGCCAGAAACGCUGCUCCAUAGACAUUUAAAACAGUUUUCUGAUCUGAAAAUGUAUUUUAAUUCUGAUUAUUAUCCUUAACAACGUUCUGAAAGUGCUGUUAGACUUGACUUUUCUUGACUUGUCUCCUCUUGUUAAAAGCAUUCCAGUCUGUGCUACCAAAUUAUUUUUUUACUCAUUAAAGGGCCGUGCAAAAAGCAUUUGGUUUAAAUGCCAGAGGCCCACAAAGGCUUCUUGUAAAUUGCAGUUACAAAGGUUGAUUUUGGCAACAGACUGGUGCACGGGUUGCUUCAGGGAAAUUGCAAAUUCUCUCAGUGCUUUUCAGUAUUUAUACAUCAAUAGGUUACAUGCAUAUUCCUAUCAGAGAUCGUAUGCCUCUCUUUAAGUACUUAAAAAAAAAAGUGAAAAGAAAAAAUUCAAGACAAUAGUGUUUUUAAUGAAAAAUGAAUGAAAAGAAAAUCAAACUUACAACAAAAGGGAUCCAUUUCAGUCAGAAGAAUGUUGGAUUAAAGCCACAUUCUCGGUGAAAUAUAUAACGUGUAAUUAAAUAAAACUUUUUUUGGGUA